Messenger RNA from Plasmodium fragile, 2241 nucleotides. RefSeq lists its product as uncharacterized. The record is from RefSeq and is a predicted model, not a curated record. Gene Ontology annotation, molecular function: transmembrane transporter activity. Gene Ontology annotation, biological process: transmembrane transport. Lineage: Eukaryota; Apicomplexa; Aconoidasida; Haemosporida; Plasmodiidae. The transcript is spliced from 10 exons. The coding region runs from base 1 to 2241 and encodes 746 amino acids. Gene Ontology annotation, cellular component: membrane.
AUGAACCACGGUGACGCGGCGAGCAGGGGGGAGUACGAGGCCCUGGUGGACGGGACAGGCCUGAUGCCCAGCAGAAGCAUAGUAGGAGCACAUGAGUUGAGCAACAUGUACGGAAAUGACAUCACGUACGGCAGCAUAAACAUUGGGGAGGGCCCAAAUGAGCAAGUACCUCUGGGCAUGCCCCUAACAUACAUGGUUGGAAAUGAAGGCGAGCACAUUGGAGGGAGUCACACAAAAUAUGAUCACGCUCAGGGAAGCAGAAGGACACACACAGAUCAUAAAUAUGCUGCAUACUUUUUUGCCUACAUGUUAGUCCUCACACUUUGUAUGCUUUGUUACCUGUACCAUGGAAACUAUGCGCGUGUAUUAUAUGGGACAAACUACAGUGGGAAAAUCUGUGGGAGGGAUAUGAAGAAUCACCCGUAUUUGUAUUUCCCCUUGUCUCCUAAACUGUCCACAAUGGAGGUACUGAACAAGUAUGGGAAAUGUCUGGAGUCGUGUCCCACAUCGGAUGUGGAGAAUAAAAUGAGGAAGGAAAAAGAUAGCAAAAGGACAGAUCACAAUGAAAGUGUAGGGGUGAAAGAAAAGGCAAGUUACUUUGGUAACCCUCCCUUUUCGUCCUCCUCGUACACCUCCUUUUUUGUAAAAAAAAAACCAAAACAAAUUAUGGACAGACAAGGCAACAAAGGAACGAACGUGGUGUACGGCGAUUACACGAAAAGUACAAACAACAAUUUGUACGUAGAAUAUUCUUUAAUUUCGCCCUACUACGAUACGGUUAAUAUUAUGAACAUAUGCUAUCCAUUGGAUAAAGGGUUACGAGAGAAGGUUUUAAAUGUAGUAUUUACAGAUAGGUACAAAGUGUUUGUGAAUUUAUUUUCCUUCAAUAAUUCUUUCGUAUACAUUUUUGUUUUUAUUGUUCUUUCUCUUUUUUUGUGUGUUAUUUACUUGUGUUGUAUGUACUAUUUGUCUCCUCUUAGCGUGCACUUGGCGCUAUUUCUUUUCAGCGUGUCCAUGUUAUUUUAUCCUGUGUACUUUAUCCACAAGCAUUUGUACCUCCUGUUUCAUCCCAUUAAGGGAUCUUUUUUUUCGUAUCACUAUUUAGUGUCAAUUUUUGUGUGCUUUGGUUUGCUAGCUCAUGGAGUUAUCUUCCUCUUCGUCUUGUACUUGUAUAGAAAUACAUAUAAGUACACACACAGAUUAAUCACUGUCACUUUGGACUUUGUGAAUAGUAUGUCCAAUCUGCUUUAUGCGCCUUGCAUCAUUUCGGUUGCUUCGGUCGCCUGGUUUUUUCUGUGGAUGUAUGGAUACAUUUAUGUGAUGACUGCCGGGACGUCUCACGAGCAGAGGCUAAAAUUGGAAUUGGACUCGAAUGGAAAUAGCGAGAUUGUGUCCCUGCACAAGGUCUUCCAGUACUUUAGGAGCUCGCACAUUUUUUCCAUAUUCUGGAUAUACACCUACUUCUUAGUGUGUGAAAUCCUGCAGUCCCUCAACCAGUUCACCAUAAGUUAUUUAGGGGCUGUCUGGUACUUCUGCGACAAGAAUAGCGUCAACUACAAGCUCAGUGCCCAAGCCACCAUGAAGACAAUACUGAAUUACCACUUGGGCAGUUUGAUCCUAUCGAGCUUUAUCAACCUAUGCAGCAAGUACCUUCGCGUGCUGUUCUUUUGGGCGAACAGCACUCUGUCUCUUCCCUUCUUCUAUAGCCAGUCGAUUUACAAGUUGAAGGAGCAGUUCGCCCUGUUUUUAAGACCCAUUUCAAAUUUAAUUGAUACGCACACGAUGGCUGCAUACUGCGAGAUGUCCAUGACGUCUUACCCAUACCUAUUCGCCUGCAGCACGUCGUCCAAAAAGUUAAUAAACUCGACUUCACCAGCGGCGUCUUUGCAUGGGAUAACCUACAUUGUUAACAUCAUAUUCCCGUGUCUCACAACCCUAGGGGUGACUUUUCUCUCGUUCAAUAUUUUCAACAAUUUUGAGCGAUAUGGCAAUUUAUUCUCGCCCAAUUUUAUCCCCAACCCGUUUUUUGCGGCACUCACGAUCGGAGUGCUGUGCGGGAUGAUAACCUCCCACUUCAUCACCAUCGUGUCCACCCUGACGGACACCAUCCUGUACUGCUUUAUAUGCGAGUGUUACCAGAAGCAGAUGAUUGAUGAAAAUCCCCUGAGGACAGUAUUCACUCCUCCCCUGUUGAAGGAGUUAAUUUUGGAAAUAUAUCAAGAGUAUAGCACUCGGCCGUGA